CUAUCUUACGGGCUCGCCGACAACGCGCAGCCAAUCUUGACUGCAGACCUUUGACUGACUUUGCUUUUCCUCCCUACAAAUGUCUAGAGAAAUUGCAUUCAGCGAGAGCUCAACUCUCAUACAAAGUUCUGAAUCACAACAACCCGACGAACCCCCAUGCGAGGAUAGUAUGCCACCUCGAUGGCAGCCGCCAUCGUGGCCAAUACUAAGGCACUGCUUCAUUAUCCUUUGCUAUAUUUUCGUUGCAGACUCGAACCUUGAAAAUUUCUGGAAGAAAAUCAGCAAAGACGGUUCGAAGGGCUGGAAAGACUAUCAUGCCGAGUAUUUUGACUUUCUUAACCGCAUAAGCACCGCACAAGGACUGUUGCUCGCAACGGCAGCUGUCUUCACCUCGACCCCAGCCCCGUUGCCUAUCCUGAACUAUGCCGCGGAUAUUCCAUACGCAUGUCUGUCUGAGUCGCUCGUCUUCGCAUUAUUCGGGCUAUUCCUGCAACUGUUUGUUUCCGCCUACUUGGGACCACGAUAUCAAACCACGGAAACAUUGGAUGAACUCAAAGGGAAACGUUGGAUGGUCUUUUGUCACCUCUUCAAUUUGGCUCUUCCAGCUCUUCUCUUCAAUGCUUCUUUAGUUUGGCUCUUAGCAGGCAUUGUGAUCACCGGGUCCAUGUCACAGUCACUCCUGACUCGUGUUCUCACAAUCACAACCGUCGCUGCUUUAACCUUGCUGGAAUUCCUGUCCAUUGUCCUUUUGCCUCCAUUUCGAAAAUUUUGGGCAGCUGCAUGGUGGGGUGUUCACAGUGACAAACGUUGAGGAAAGGGUUAUAUCGCUUCAUUCAGCCUUUCUUACGACAUGUGCGCUUAUUUCUUGUCCUUGGGAAUUUUCUUACAGCCUCCGAACGUACAUGCGCAUCAGUAUGCCCUUCCGCUGUAUAUUUCUUCCAUCCCCUUUACUCGUGUUAGGCUAUUCAUCAUAAUCUCAACCGGUUUCACGUUCUCGGUUCGGUUUUGCGUGUGACUCCCGUCUUUUUCCAGGACAUUGGAGCUGAUACAGUGACAAUCCGCCGCGCAUCUAGGCUUCGCGAGCGCUUCAGCAAUUUCCUCAAUGGACGACAGGCGAUCACACUUUGACUUCUUCUAUAGCGCUCAGGGCUGAGAAUCAAGCCUUGCUUGGACGGUGCGUAUCAAUUACGAAUAUGCACGUACUUAUGAGGUUCCCGAAAAAAAUUUCAAGUUCACCA
This is a messenger RNA of Suillus clintonianus, 1238 nucleotides long. RefSeq lists its product as uncharacterized. The record is from RefSeq and is a predicted model, not a curated record. The transcript is spliced from 4 exons. Bases 80 to 811 code for a protein of 243 amino acids. Lineage: Eukaryota; Fungi; Basidiomycota; Agaricomycetes; Boletales; Suillaceae.